This is a messenger RNA of Fusarium musae, 924 nucleotides long. RefSeq lists its product as uncharacterized. Bases 1 to 924 code for a protein of 307 amino acids. The transcript is spliced from 3 exons. The record is from RefSeq and is a predicted model, not a curated record. NCBI's taxonomy places the organism in Eukaryota, Fungi, Ascomycota, Sordariomycetes, Hypocreales, Nectriaceae.
AUGAUUAAUAGCUGGAAAUCAGCUGCUACUAAGAAGCCAUAUAUCUUCGAAACCUUUUCUGGAGGCAAGGUCUACGUCUCUGGUACUCCUUCUGUUGCUCGUUUCCUCCUGACAGGGAAAGAAACGGAUGGCAAGUUCAGCAUCCUGACAAGCGGUGGCCAAGUUUUCCCGGCUCCUGUGCCAACUCAUUGUCACAAACAUGUCCACCAUGACUUCCUCUCUAUCAGGGGUCAGUCAAAGGUCUGGCUCAAUGACCAGUGCAGAGUCCUUAGCCCUGAAAACUUCGCCAGUCUAGCUCCUAACGCUGUUCAUGCGUACCAGUUCAUUGGUGAUCACACGGAGAUCUUCAGUAUAAUCAGUCCUGCCGGAUUUGAGCACGUGUUUCGUGGUCUGGGUGAGCCAUAUACCGGUCCGAUGUGGCCGGAUGUCGAUCUUGAGAGGGCAACUGAAAAGCUCAACUCUGGCGUCGCAAAUGUCAUGACCGAGUUUGAUGUGAUUCCUGUACCGGACCAUAACCUUGUUAGGCCACAGCAUUGGGGCGGUUCAGAAUGCCAACUGUCUGGCUCUCAUAAGCCGUACUUUCUCCGUAACUGCACAGGAGCUAGUACUGUUCUCGACGGAACAGUCGACCGUCCAUAUGUCACUGGGGCCAAAUCUGGAAACACAUACAGUCUGGCUACUCUUGAAGGUUCUAGCCAUUUUGAAACGCAGGUUUUGUCUGGCGGAAUUCAGUUCCCAUAUGUCGACGACUGCUUCUUUGUGUUCGAUGGAUAUUUCGAGGUCACUGUAAGUGACACUGACUCCUCACGUAUCGGCCCCGAUGAAGUGGCUUGGUUGCCUGCUGAAACUCACUUCGAUAUCAAGCCUGCCAGCUCCUAUUUUAAAGUCUUUAUAUAUUCACAACCUGGGGGACUCGCCGAUUAA